AAGCGCCACUGCGCAGGAUAGAUGAGAGAGGGAGGGAGGGAGGGAGGAGAGCGGAGACAGAAGGGAAAGAGAAUCAGAAUCGCCACAUCCCUGCUCGGGGUGAGCAUUUACGCGCGAUCCCGCCGCCCUGCUCUGGACACCGGGACUAAAACCAUCACAACUCCCAAACUCCACCUUUACAGACAACACUUUUUUUUCCCUCUCUCUGUGGCGUGCAUGGAUAGUAGAGAAAAACCCAACUUUUCCGAGCAGAUGCCAUCAGUGCAUCUGUGAAGUUCAGCUUUAGGUGACAGUUACAAAGGGCCUGUGUUGAAGCCUCAAGUCACCGGUGACCCUCUUUGCCAGCUUUAAUGUCAACUCUUUGGCUUGGAAGUGGCAGGAAUUAUCCCGCUUUUAGGCUCCAAUCAGACAAAACGAAGAGCGCCGCGGCAGAAAUGCAGACUCGCCUUUUCCAGGCGUUCUGGUGAAACGCGGGGUCAGGACUGUGUGGAUAAAACCCCUGAGGGUUUUGACAUUUUCAUUUUUUUUGCUCCUCUUCUGGCUCGGCGGCUCGUUUGGACGGAGGCCCAGCGACGAUGGGUCGGCGCUGCUCGGGCGUACGCGGCGCUCUGGCUCUCGUGGCGCUCCUGUUUGUCGCGCAGAGCAGGAGCUGCUGGGGACUGAAUUCCCGCUCGGGGGAUCCGGAGAAGUCCCCUCAGUCUGAUCCAGACCCCUGGGAGGUGCAGCAGAGACACAAACGCAGCUGGGUAUGGAACCAGUUCUUCGUAUUGGAAGAGUACACAGGAAAUGAGCCGCUCUACGUCGGCAAGCUGCACUCCGAUGUGGAUAAAGGCGAUGGCAAGGUCAAGUAUGUGUUGUCCGGAGAGGGCGCCACCUCCAUCUUCACCAUUGACGAGAACACGGGAGACAUUCACGCCACCAAGCGUCUGGACAGAGAGGCCCAGGCCUACUACACUCUGCAAGCCCAAGCUGUGGACCGGUUCACCAAUUUGCCUGUGGAGCCCAAGUCUGAGUUUGUGGUCAAAGUGCAGGACAUCAAUGAUAAUGAGCCCAAGUUUGUUGACGGGCCGUACCUGGCGGGGGUGCCAGAGAUGUCGCCCUUAGGAACCAUGGUGGUGCAAGUGGAAGCCACAGAUGCAGAUGACCCGACGUACGGCAACAGCGCCCGGGUGGUCUACAGCAUCGUCCACGGACAGCCGUACUUCUCAGUGGAGCCCAAAACCGGCGUCAUCAGAACUGCUCUGCCCAACAUGGACCGAGAGACCAGGGACCAGUACGUGUUGGUCAUUCAGGCCAAAGACAUGGUCGGCCAAAUGGGAGGUCUGUCCGGCACCACCACCGUCACCGUGACGCUCACCGACGUGAACGACAACCCGCCACGUUUCACCCGCGACAGCUAUCAGUACACAGUUCUGGAGUCGCUGCCGUUGCAGUCCGUGGUGGCCAGAAUCAAAGCAGCAGAUGCUGAUAUAGGCUCCAACGCCGAGAUCGACUACAGGAUCAUGGACGGCGACGGGCCCGGCAUGUUCAACAUAACAACAGAUGAGGACACACAAGAGGGGGUCAUUAUCCUCCAAAAGCCGCUGGACUUUGAGACAAGAAGCAGCUUCGCUUUGAGAAUCGAAGCCACAAACAGGAAUAUCGACUCCAACUUUUUGAGUUUGGGUCCUUUUAGUGACACAACGUCAGUCAAGGUGACAGUGGAAGAUGUGAACGAGCCACCCAUCUUUUCCACAACGCUGAGCCAGAUGGUCGUAUCAGAGGACGCCAGAACGGGCACCUCCAUAGGAAGAGUCUCAGCUCACGAUCCAGAUACCUCCAACAGUGCAAUCAGGUACUCCAUUGACAGGAACACAGAUUUGGAGCGCUUCUUCAAUGUUGACGCCUUAAGUGGAGUCAUCAGCACAGCCAAACCUUUGGACCGCGAAGCAAACUCCGUCCAUAACCUCACCAUCUUUGCCAUUGAAAGCCAGGAUCCGAUGCAGAUCGGGAAAGGCGUCGCUCUGGUCACGGUGCUGGACAUAAAUGAUAACGCUCCGGUUUUUGCCAUGGACUAUGAAACUCUCCUGUGUGAAAACGCCCUGGCGGGACAGAUGAUCCAGACCAUCAGUGCGGUGGAUAAAGAUGAACCUCCCAGCGGUCAUCGCUUUUACUACGCCCUGGCUGAGCCUGUCGCCACCAACCUCAACUUCACUCUUCGAGAUAACAAAGACAACACGGCGUCCAUACUGACGAAGCGAGGGGGCUUCAGGAGGAGGGAGCAGCCGGUGUAUCGGCUGCCGGUGUUGAUCGUGGACAGCGGCAGCCCGGCGCUGAGCAGCACGAACACGCUGUCGGUGCGCGUGUGCGAGUGCGACUCCGAUGGCGUGGCCUUGUCAUGUGGAGCCGUGGCCUACACGGCGACUGGUCUCAGCACCGGCGCCCUCCUGGCCAUUCUGGGCUGCAUCAUCACACUCCUGGUGAUGGUUCUGCUGAUUGUGACGAUGCGCCGGAGGAAGAAGGAGCCUCUCAUCCUGGAGGAGGAGCGGGACGUCCGAGAGAACAUCGUUCGCUACGACGACGAGGGAGGCGGCGAGGAAGACACGGAGGCCUUCGACAUGGUCACCCUGCGCAACCUCAACGUCAUCAGAGACCCCAACGUGCGGCGGGACGUCACUCCCGACACCCCCACCUUCUUCCACUACCCCUCCGCGUCCCGGCCGGCUUACAAGAACCUCCCGGACAACGUCGUGUUCCGAGAGUUUAUCUGGGAGCGGCUGAAGGACGCCGACGUGGACCCGUCGGCGCCGCCUUACGACUCCCUGCAGACGUACGCCUUUGAGGGCAGCGGCUCGGUGGCCGAGUCGCUCAGCUCGCUGGAGUCGUUAAGUACGGACUCGGAUCAGAACUACGACUACCUCAGCAACUGGGGCCCGCGCUUUAAAAAGCUGGCCGAUCUCUAUGGCAACAGCGAAGGUGCCGGCGUCUUCUCAUAGCCCCUAAACGCGUCCCGUAUCAUCUCUUGGACUUUCCAAACGUUUGAGUAAUUUAUUGUCAGAGAAAAUGUGUCCGCCUCAGCGCACCGAGCGAAAGAUUCACAGACAAGACAAGAGAUUGAAAGAAAAACGCCGCGACUUCAAAGGUCUUGGGUUUGUUUACCUACCGGUUUGGAUUUUCAAAAGUGGCGAGUUUUGACACAGACUUCAAAAGUGGCUCGACUGAGGAGGAAACCUUGUGUGGAAAAGACAUUAAAGGUUUCCGAUUUUGGGUUGAGUCCAAACUCCAGAAUGCAUUACAGGUUGUUUUUUUACGGGAGACACCUGUCCUUUCAUUCCAGAGAUGGGCGCGGGCCCAGCACUCCGCCUUUGAUGCAUUCAAGGAAAACAUUCAAGUUUCUCAUGAAAUGUGGCAGCUGGUCGGCCGGCGGUCACGUGACCGGCGAGAACGGUUUCUAACCUUUGUGUUCUGCUCUUUCUUUCUUUCUUGGGGAUAGAUUUUUCCAUAGACGGACACAGGAAGUGCUCCUAAACAGUUCAGUAUAAUGAAGUAGUUCAAAGGAAGCGAUGAGGACGAUGAAGAGGAAACAAAAACCUUCUGCAGAUGUUGCGAUGUCGUGUGUGUCUCUGUCUGUUUCUUCUGCCACCUUUCUAUUGCCAAGUCCAAUGUAUCAUUUCUCAGCGAUUCUGUCGGGAUUUAGUUGUUCUGCUUUUGUAAGAAGCAAGUGGACCUUAGAACCUUUUUCUACAUUUGAGAGUUGAUGGAUCUGUCCUUAUCGUGCUUGAGGUUCGCUCUACCUAGACUCUAGAAAAUAAAAAAAACCUUUCUGAAGUGACAGUGCUUACUGGGUGAAGUUGCAGUUUGUACGUAAAUACAUUUUGCUUCUAUAGUUUGCAGAACAUUUUUGUCGAUGAACAAUGAAGGGACGACCCAUUUUGACCUGAGGACACACUGUAUGAUAAUCAUAUGUGCCAUUUUUUUCAGCUUAAGGUUAUUAUCCUAGUAUUGGAGGUACAAACGUGCAACCGAUAUGUAUUCUUAUUUAUAAUAAAGAGCCGGAACUGUGGGAAUUCUGUUUUUAUCCGUUUCCUGAAAAUAAAAUUUACAUCCAGUUCCUUAAA
Molecule: messenger RNA, 4097 nt
Organism: Oryzias melastigma (Indian medaka)
Lineage: Eukaryota; Metazoa; Chordata; Actinopteri; Beloniformes; Adrianichthyidae
Gene: cdh7a
Product: cadherin 7a
Exons: 12
Coding region: 576-2975 (799 amino acids)
Biological process (GO): adherens junction organization; calcium-dependent cell-cell adhesion; cell-cell junction assembly
Cellular component (GO): catenin complex; adherens junction; plasma membrane
Molecular function (GO): cadherin binding; calcium ion binding
Source: RefSeq, a predicted model, not a curated record